AAUAACCGGUUCACCAAACAAUGUUACUAGAUUAAUCCCGAUUUCGUCAAAAUAUAAGCUAACUUAAUCGAAGAUUGAGUCUGUUUGUUUGGAUUUAGAACGGUGUGAUGUUAGAUUUGGUUUAGUGGCAAACCAAACCGGUUGACUGAAGAAUGAAUAGACUCAACGAACAGUUUUCAAUGAAACCAGAUAUUGUACUCUUGUGAUUCGUUUACAAUGAAACCAGAUAUUGUACUCUUGUGAUUCGUUUACAAUGAAACCAGAUAUUGUAGUCUUGUGAUUCGUUUACAAAGUGCCUUGCCUAGAAUGUACUACAUCAUUAUCAUAUUAUUUUUAGGCACUUUUACCUGGACUACUCGGUGUUAUGAUUAAUUGUAUAUUAUUUGGUUUCCAUCAUAUUUAUUUGUUAAUAAAUCAUAAAUACAACAAAUCAGUAAAUUCUUUCUUUCAUAGUACUUUUCUUCAAGUAAGUAGUAAUGCGUAAGCAGUAGUGAUAAGCAGUCAUAAUUUAUGGUGCUUAUCAAAUUUAAUUUAUAUGUUAUUGAACACUAAGUGUUGGGCAGUUCACUGAUAAGCAGUCAUAGUUUAGGGUGCUUAUCAAAUUCAUUAUUAACGGUUAAUUCAUUAUUAACAUUAUAAUUAACGGUGCCUAUCAAAUGUAGUUAUAUGUUAUUGAACACUAAGUGUUGGACACAACGCAUCGUUAUACCACCAGUCAGGGUUUACAAUGGUCUCACAUUAAGUGCGGUUUUCUGUCUAUACUCUGACACCACGCAUCGUUAUACCACCAGUCAGGGUUUACAAUGGUCUCACAUUAAGUGCGGUUUUCUGACUAUACUCUGACACAACGCAUCGUUAUACCACCAGUCAGGGUUUACAAUGGUCUCACAUUAAGUGAGAUUUUCUGACUAUACUCUGACACCACGCAACGUUAUACCACCAGUCAGGGUUUACAAUGGUCUCACAUUAAAUGAGGUUUUCCGACUAUGCUCUAACACCACGCAUCGUUAUACCACCAGUCAGGGUUUACAAUGGUCUCACAUUAAGUGCGGUUUUCUUACUAUACUCUGACACCACGCAUCGUUAUACCACCAGUUAGGGUUUACAAUGAUCACAUUAAGUGCGGUUAUAUAUCUUAUGUAGACACUUUUAAGUGGUCCCUUCUUCAUGAAUGAUAAGAUGAUUGUGAGAGAAAGGAAUCAAUAAUUCAUUAAUACUUAAUUAGAACUCUAUUAGACCGUAAAGAUUGCUAAAUAUAAGUUAUUUAUUUUUGAUGGUGUUGAGUAUAUAGUUUUAUUUGAAAUUGUUUGCCAAUUUUGCUUUCGGAAAUAUUCUGUAAAUGUCACAAUAGUGUAGCUAUGACAUUGUGUGAUUGUUCAGUAACUGUUGUUAUUACAGAAUCAGUGGAGAGCAGCCAGUUCAGAUGCGACCAGUGCGGGAAAGUUUACAAGCACAAGUGUAAUCUGUUGACUCACAGGCGCUAUGAGUGCGGCACCGAGCCCAGAUUCCCUUGUCCCUUCUGUCCUUACAGGGCCAAGCGAAGAACUCACCUCAAGGGCCACUGUGCCCUCAAACACAAGGUCGCCCUUUAGAGUUGAACAGUGUAACCGAUAAGUUCCUCUGUUCGUAACGAUGUUCAAUAAAAUGCAAUUAAGAUUUCAUAA
This is a messenger RNA of Homalodisca vitripennis (glassy-winged sharpshooter), 1664 nucleotides long. Its product is annotated as longitudinals lacking protein, isoforms A/B/D/L-like. The record is from RefSeq and is a predicted model, not a curated record. The transcript has a single exon. NCBI's taxonomy places the organism in Eukaryota, Metazoa, Arthropoda, Insecta, Hemiptera, Cicadellidae. Bases 1359 to 1592 code for a protein of 77 amino acids.